Theileria equi strain WA is the source of this 639-nucleotide messenger RNA. RefSeq names its product WD domain, G-beta repeat domain-containing protein. Gene Ontology annotation, cellular component: catalytic step 2 spliceosome. The record is from RefSeq and is a predicted model, not a curated record. Gene Ontology annotation, molecular function: protein binding. The transcript has a single exon. Bases 1 to 639 code for a protein of 212 amino acids. Lineage: Eukaryota; Apicomplexa; Aconoidasida; Piroplasmida; Theileriidae. Gene Ontology annotation, biological process: mRNA splicing, via spliceosome.
AUGGUAAAGAUUUGGGAUAACCGCUCAAGGAAUCCGGUCCAAUCAUUUCCGGACGCUUCCGACUCGAUAACAUGCGUUGAGGAGCAUUCUCAGGUCAUUUCAACAUCCUGUAUCGAUGGUAAAGUCAGACACUAUGACUUGCGCAAAGGUGUUUUAAACAUUGACUCUUUUCAGAGUCCCAUUGUAUCGUUUGUUUAUUCCACAAAUUUCCCAUUACGCAUCAGAAUGUCAAUUUUGAGUGGCACCUCAGACUGCUACAUCAUUGGACUCUUGGAUGACACUAUACGUCUGGUAGAGCUAGGAGACACACUCAAGACUUACAAGGGCCAUGUUUACAACAACUAUAGGAUAAAGUCCACAAUGGAUCCGCUGGAAAAAUUUGUAAUCUCUGGCUGUUGUUCUGGAGACAUCCUCUACUAUUCGCUCGAUGGUUCUUCAGCCAGGACCCUAUACAGAGGCGCUCACAAGGGCGCAGUCACGUGCAUUGCAUUUUCAAACCCACAGCUACUCACAUCUGCUGGCAAGUUGAAGCGUGAUCUCGAAAAAAAUGUCAGGGAAUCGCUAAAGAGUGACAGCAUCGCAGUUUCCACGGGGCGUGAUGGCGCCCUAAAUGUAUAUACGCUUUCCUAUCGCGAAUGA